Molecule: messenger RNA, 657 nt
Organism: Eutrema salsugineum
Lineage: Eukaryota; Viridiplantae; Streptophyta; Magnoliopsida; Brassicales; Brassicaceae
Product: putative F-box protein At3g17500
Molecular function (GO): protein binding
Source: RefSeq, a predicted model, not a curated record
AUGAUGACGUCCCAUCUUCCGCCGGAAUUGGUUGAGGAAAUGCUUUCUAGGGUUCCGGCCAAAACAUUGAGUCGAUUCCGAUCUACUUGCAAACGGUGGAACGCUUUAUUCAAAGGAUUCAGCAAGAAGCACCUUGAUAGAGCAUCAAAGCAGCUUUUGGUUCUCAUGUUGAACGAGUAUAAGGUUUCUUCACUGACUUUCAAUCUCCAUGGAAUUGACAACAAAAAAAAAGCUGCUCCAUCUAUAGAGUCUAAGAGUGAAUUUAGCCUAAAGGAAUCUCAUUCUUCUUCAGGAGGACAAGUUGUUAUAGUGUUUCACUGCGACGGUUUGUUGUUAUGCACAACCAAUAAUGGUAGACUGGUUAAACCAGAGAAACUUGAACGUCUGCGUCUUCCGUAUCAGGAUAUUUGUUUUUAUACUUCAGCUCUAUCAAUUGCUAAAGAGCAACUCCUGGUGUUAUAUCAGUGUUAUGAUACACUAAACAUGGAGAUAUGGGUGACGACCAAUAUUGAUAAGAUUGAUCAGAACAUAGUUUUGUCGUGGAGAACAUUUUUAGCAAUAGAUAGAUCCAAAUUGUCUACCAGUCAUCAGUUUUCGAGUUGGGUAAGUUUCUUCAUCCUCGAGAGAAAAAAAGUGGUUGUGUGUUGUGAUAGUUGA